Messenger RNA from Solanum dulcamara, 2297 nucleotides. Its product is annotated as auxin response factor 18-like. The transcript is spliced from 3 exons. Gene Ontology annotation, biological process: regulation of DNA-templated transcription; response to hormone. NCBI's taxonomy places the organism in Eukaryota, Viridiplantae, Streptophyta, Magnoliopsida, Solanales, Solanaceae. Gene Ontology annotation, molecular function: DNA binding; protein binding. The record is from RefSeq and is a predicted model, not a curated record. Gene Ontology annotation, cellular component: nucleus. Bases 9 to 2045 code for a protein of 678 amino acids.
UUACUUUUAUGGAUUCAGAUUGCUUAAAUUCGUCGCAAUUGUGGCAAGCAUGUGCUGGUAGUAUGGUAAAAAUGGCUGGAGUUAAUUCGAUAGUGUUCUACUUUCCUCAAGGACACGCAGAACACGCGGGUGUAAGUGUGGAAUUUACGAGUGACAUUAGGAUUCCAUCAUACAUUCCUUGUAGAGUUUCGGGUAUUAAAUACAUGGCAGAACAUGAAACUGAUGAGGUUUUUGCAAAAAUUAGUUUGACACCUGUUAGUCCUAAUGAAGUUAUCGAAAUUUCUGAUGAUGGAAUGGUUGUGAAAAUUGGGUCUGAUAACUCAGAUAAUAAACCUCUUUCAUUUGCUAAGACAUUGACACAAUCAGAUGCUAAUAACGGUGGAGGUUUUUCUGUUCCGAAAUAUUGUGCAGAUAGGAUUUUUCCUCCAUUGGAUUACACUGCAAAUCCUCCUGUUCAGACCCUCUUAGCAAAGGAUAUUCAUGGGAAGAUAUGGAAAUUCAGACAUAUUUAUCGAGGGACACCAGAACGUCAUCUUUUAACAACCGGUUGGAGUACAUUUGUGAACGGAAAAAAACUUGUUGCAGGUGAUUCCAUUGUGUUUGUGAGAGCUGAAAAUGACGAGAUUUAUGUAGGCAUUCGAAGGAUAAAAAAGAAAAGUGUUGUUCCAAUUGAACCUGAGACUUCUCCCUGGUGGAUUCCAUCUGUUGGUAACUAUACAAUACCACGCGGAAGGUUUUCAGCUUUUCUAAGAGAUGAUCAGAAUACAAAUUACUCGAGUUGGGACAGAGGAAAGGUGAAAGCAGAAUCAGUUAUUGAAGCUACGAAUAUGGCAACUAAUAGACAACCAUUUGAGGUUAUCUUUUAUCCGCGCAGUAGAACUCCAGAGUUCUUUGUCAAGGCGUCACGUGUGAAGGCAGCGUUGCAAAUUCCUUGGUGCUCAGGAAUGAGGUUCAAAAUGCCCUUUGAAACUGAAGACUCAGUGAUAAGUUGGUUCAUGGGAACUAUAUCUUCUGUCCAGGCCAUCGAUCCCACUCGAUGGCCUGUUUCACCUUGGAGGAUUCUUCAGGUGACAUGGGACGAGCCAAAUUUGCUUCAUAAUGUGAAGUGUGUCAACCCAUGGCUAGUGGAAUUAGUCUCAAACAUGCCCACUAUCAACUUUACUCCUUACACAUCCCCACUAAAGAAAUUUCGAUUAUCUCACCAUUCAGAUUUUCCUUUAGAUGGUCAUCUUCCUAUGAAGAGUUUUCUCGGCAACCACCUAAAUUUUACUCUAGAUGCUCAUCUUCCUAUGUCAGGUUUUCCGAACAAUCAUCUUCUUACGCCCAAUGGCCCCUUUGGUUAUCUUACUAACGACACCCCUGUUGGCAUGCAGGGAGCCAGGCAUGCUCCAUAUAGUUUAUCAUUACCUAUCGGUUUUCCAUCACUUCAUCAUGUUGUUUCAAACCCUAGCACCUCCAAUAAUACCAUGAUUCCCAAGCCAAGUAACAACAAUGAUAUAUCUUGUUUGCUAACCCUUGGAAGUUCCACCCAAACUGAGAAGAAAUUUGAUUGUGAAAAAACACCACAAUUCGUACUCUUUGGUCAACCCAUAGUUAUUGAACAACAAAUAUCUCUAAGCAAUUCAAGAAAUAGUGUUUCUCCAGUUCGUACAACGAAUAGUGGGAAUGAAUGUAAAAAAGAGAAUAUCUCUGAUUCCUCAGAUACUACAUUUGAUCACAAUAGUCUACCAGAUCGCUUACCAAGCGAAUCAGUUCAGUCAGAGCAAAAUGUGGAGAUUGGACAUUGUAAAGUUUUCAUCGAAUCAGAAGAUGUAGGACGAACAUUGAAUUUAUCAUCGUUGGGAUCCUAUGACAAGUUAUCUAUAGAGUUAUCAAAUAUGUCAGGCAUUGAAAUCUCAAAAAUGCUUAAUCAUGUGAUUUACCGAGAUAUAAUUGGUGCGGUAAAACAACUUGGUGAUGAACCAUUUAGGGAUUUCACGAAAACGGCACGGAGAUUAACAAUUCUAACGGAUGCAAACAAUGAUAAUAUAAGACUUCGUGAGUAGAGAGAAUAAGGAAGAUCUCUGCUUUGUUAUCAAACUGUGUAAUGUGAGCGCUAUUAUGCUACUUUUCAGUCCAAAUCUCCUUUGUCUUGACCAGUAUGUUUACUAGGUUCAACGAUUAUUUUGAGUUUUGUUUUCAGACAAUACCUACCACGAACAAGAUAGAUAUUUUUUUGUAUGCUUUGUAGGCUAAAGUUAUGCUACUUUUAGCUCCUUUUACUAAUGGUGGAAACUAUAUCUCGUUUUUCAAUCUAA